AUGUCUGAAUUGGAUAUGAAAUAUGAUGACGGGAAGAGUCUUAAUCGUUAUAAUGAUGAAGAUAAUGAUAAGAAAUCUUUAACAUUCCUUAAACGUACAAAGUUGAACUUCUUUAGAGUACAUAAUUUUUUUCAUUCAGAGAUUGGGAAAUCCAAGAAAACUUUGCUAAUCCUAUUCAUUGUUGUGUUUCUUUUCUUUUGGAUUACAGAUUCUGCUAUACCAGACACUUUUAUAGACCAAAGGAAUCAGGACUCUACAAGUGAAUCAAUAGGAAAGCCUAUGAAUUCUAAAUGGUUUUCAAGAUCAAAGGAUCCACGAUUCGUCAUUAUCUUAGCUGCUAAUGAAGGUGGUGGUGUUUUAAGAUGGAAAAACGAACAAGAAUGGGCCAUUGAACAUAUUUCUAUAGCGAACAAGAAGGCAUAUGCGAAGAGACACGGUUAUGGUUUAACUAUUAAAGAUUUAGCUACUACCAAGAGAUAUUCACAUGAGUUUAGAGAAGGUUGGCAAAAAGCUGAUAUCUUGAAACAAACAAUGAGAGAAUUUCCAGAUACCGAAUGGUUCUGGUGGCUAGAUUUGGACACUUUAAUUAUGGAACCUGAAAAAUCCUUAGAGGAUCACAUUUUCAAUAGAAUUGAUGAGAUUACAGAUCGUACAUUAAAGAACUUCAAUCCAUUGAACCUAGAACUUGAUCAACCAUAUACAGAUUAUUCAGAAGAGAUGGACCUUUUAAUUACACAGGAUUGUGGUGGUUUCAAUUUAGGCUCAUUCUUCAUCAAAAAUAGUGAUUGGUCUAGAUUGUUCCUAGAUAUGUGGUGGGAUCCAAUCACAUACGAACAAAAACAUAUGGUAUGGGAACACAGAGAACAGGAUGCUUUAGAGUCCCUAUAUGCCAAUGAAGCGUGGAUCCGUUCCAAGAUUGGCUUCCUUCCAUUAAGAUCAAUCAACGCAUUCCCACCGGGUGCAUGUUCUGAUUCCAGUGAUGAUCCUAGAUAUUUUUACGACGAAAAAGAUCAUGAUUUUGUGGUUAAUAUGGCUGGUUGUAAUUUUGGUAGAGAUUGUUGGGGUGAAAUUCAAUAUUAUGCUAAUUUGAUGAGAAAACUAAAUACCAAAUGGUACACAAGAUUAUUUUUUUAA
Molecule: messenger RNA, 1134 nt
Organism: Maudiozyma barnettii
Lineage: Eukaryota; Fungi; Ascomycota; Saccharomycetes; Saccharomycetales; Saccharomycetaceae
Gene: MNN10
Product: alpha-1,6-mannosyltransferase
Exons: 1
Coding region: 1-1134 (377 amino acids)
Biological process (GO): protein N-linked glycosylation
Cellular component (GO): Golgi membrane
Molecular function (GO): glycosyltransferase activity
Source: RefSeq, a predicted model, not a curated record